Molecule: messenger RNA, 2843 nt
Organism: Saccostrea cuccullata (small rock oyster)
Lineage: Eukaryota; Metazoa; Mollusca; Bivalvia; Ostreida; Ostreidae
Product: mucin-2-like
Exons: 10
Coding region: 162-2204 (680 amino acids)
Cellular component (GO): plasma membrane
Source: RefSeq, a predicted model, not a curated record
AUUCAGUCCUUGGUUAAAAUGGUUAACACCCACUGUUAUUUCGUUAUACCCCCAUGUAGAAAUGCAUCAGGUAGAGGCAGGAAAUAUUAACAUGGACAUAUUAUUUACCUAAAUUUGUCGUCUGUUAUCUGAUAAACGUCACAAAAUCUGUAAAACGCGGGAUGGCGAUGAGUCCCUUCGGCAUCCUUCUAUUAACCAGCUUGUUGAAUGAAUGGAAAUUGAGCAAAGGAGUGGAAAUUCUUACGUGUCCAUCCUCCAGUUCUAUCCAGAUUGGUUCAACUACCACAACCUUUCAAUUUGGGGAUGGGAGAACACCUUAUAAUACAGUCUUAUCAUGUACAUGGACAUUCACAGCAUCUGAUUCUUCUGCAAGUCUCGUCAUUGGGCAAAAUUUAAAAUGUGGGGAUGGCGACAGUCUAGGAAUAACCAACGUGAAACCAGGUGAUACGUUCAAAUCCAUUGAUUGCUGUUCUGACUGCACAAAACCCGCCGUAAUCACAGGAAAUACAGCAAGGAUCUCCUUCACUUCAGACUCGACUCAAAAGGCUGAGGACAUAGGAUUCUCUCUCGAAAUAUUUGCUGGGAUAGAAAAAUCGGAUUGUACAAAAGAUAACAAUACUUUCAAUAUCCAAAUUUCUUCUCCGUAUGUCAUCACCUCACCUAAUUUUCCAGGAUAUUAUCCAGCCAACAUGGAUUGCAAUUAUACGUUUACACCAGUUCCUCCGAGUCUAGGACUUGUCAUCUCCUUCCAGUUUAUCAACCUUGAUUACGAUAGAGGCUGUUAUGACCAGAUUAUCCUAAAAGAAGGUGACAUGAAUGGGAGCGAAAUUACUAAAAUAUGCCAGGGAUAUCCAGUUAAUUCUCCUGUUAUAUCUCCAAAUUUGACGUAUAGGACCUCGGGAGCAUUGUUUCUGGAAUUUAAAUCUGACAAUGACUAUCAAGCACGUGGGUUUAGAGCUAUUGUAAGUCAAGAUUCAACGUCAGGAAACACCGAGACCACACCGACAGUGGUCACUGAGUCAACAACAACUGCAAGUACCAUACAAUCAACUACUGUAUCAACAACAACCGAAAGAACCACUCAGUCAACAACGUUAGUAUCAGCUACUGCUACAACAACAGCCAGUGUAUUAACAACAUCCCAGAGAGCAACAGCAGAGAACACUUCACCAACACCAUCCGAAACGGAGACAACUUCAACAACCAGAGCCUUAGAAUCAACUACCACAAAGACAACACCAGCAUCUUCUCCUACAUCUCAAGUAGAAACAAUCGAGAACACAACAUUAACACAACAGGCAUCUUCGACGACAUUGGAUAGCACAGAUUUAACGCAGGAAUUGUCUUCAACGACAAUCGAAACCACAACUUCAAUGCAAAAAGCACCUUCAACAACACAAGCUAGUACAUCUUCCACUCAGCAUUUAUCAACUGUAGAAACAAUCGAAGGCACAACUUUAACGCAACAAGCAUCUCCGACGACAUUGGAUAGCACAGUUUUAACGCAGGAAUUGUCUUCAACGACAAUCGAAACCACAACUUCAAUGCAAAAAGCACCUUCAACAACACAAGCUAGUACAUCUUCCACUCAGCAUUUAUCAACUGUAGAAACAAUCGAAGGCACAACUUUAACGCAACAAGCAUCUCCGACGACAUUGGAUAGCACAGUUUUAACGCAGGAACUGUCUUCAACGACAAUCGAAACCACAACCUUAACGCAACAACCACCUUCAACAACACAAGAUAGUACGUCUUCCACUCAGCAUUUAUCAACUGUAGACUCUCCUACAACAUCUGAGACCACAACUUCAACGCAGCAAAUAUCUUUAUCAACAACAGAGGAUAUAACUUCAUCUCAACCGCAUGCAUCAACCUUAGUAAAAGAAAGCACAACUACACCUAGACAAUCGACAACAACUGUAGUAACUUUCACGGAUCUCAGUUACUUAGACAGACUGGGGUUUACUCCAACUACGUUUGCUGCAAUGACAACAGGGGUGUCUUUCCUCAUUUUAGUCACAAUAGGCAUAUUUGUUUUACUUUUGUAUACUAUACAUAGAAAAAACAAAUUUAAAAAUGAACCUCAAAAGAAAUAUCAAUGGGAUGAUACUUGUAAAAAGAAUAAUAGAAGAAAUGUGUACAGUUUAAGAACUUAUCCUACAGCAUUCCAAAAUCGCAAGCCAUUAUUUUAUUAUUACUGGUGAUACAAAAUGUUUGUAGGACUCUUAAGUCCAAUGGUAACGCCAAAGUCUGCUAGUCUGUGUAUAACCCCGAUGGUUUGACACGCCUAAGCCCGAAGUUGCAGGAAAACAAGUAACGUUUAUGACGUCAUAGUACUACUGCGCGGUAGGCGUUGGUACGUAAGAGAUCCCUUACUGCUCAAUGGCUGCGAGUGCCGAUUACAGGUCUAAAUUUGAAGCCCUUCACCAGCAUACAGUGAAGACUGUAAACAAUAUACAACAAGUCAAUCAAACAUGUCACGUCAGCACACAUUUCUCUGUGUAUAUUUCUACGCGUGAUUAUAUACGAAAAUGGUAUUCAAAACAGUAAGCUCAGAAGAAAAACUCAGCGAAUGUAAAUAUUGGACCUUAGCGUGUCACACCAUCGUACUUUAGCGCAUCGCCUCUCAUUGGAAACAAGCGAGACCAUCGAACUUUUAAUUCUUAGACAUGUAUACUAACAUUACAUUGUAGAUUUAUAAUUUUAUUAUCUUUUAAUAUUUAUAACUGCAUCAAAAACAUUUAGUAUUAUGGGAAUUUCUGUAAAUUGUCUUCAGCACAUUACUUGUAUAUGUAAAUCUUGUCAAUAAGAAUUGAAUCUUUUUUUUAUUAAACUAAAAUAUU